Molecule: messenger RNA, 483 nt
Organism: Lachnellula hyalina
Lineage: Eukaryota; Fungi; Ascomycota; Leotiomycetes; Helotiales; Lachnaceae
Product: Short chain dehydrogenase
Exons: 4
Coding region: 1-483 (160 amino acids)
Source: RefSeq, a predicted model, not a curated record
AUGGAGAAUCUUCCAGUCGACUACUUCGUGAAUACCGGCGCAUUCACCAAGGGGCUCGUCAAAUCAUUUGCCAAAGCCGUGUCCAAGGGCAUUGUGAUAAUAUCUCGCUCUGCUGUUGAGGUCGAGGUUGUCCGUCAAGAGAUCCUCGCAAUCAACAAAGGAAUCGAAGUGCUUGCUGUUGCAACAGAUGCUCGCGAUGCAAAUCGAUACUUGGUGGACGGAUUUUCAAUUGCUCUGCAUCCGAGAAUCGUGAUGACUGAGAUGACCGCCGGCCCCUUCCAAUGCUUUGCAUUGGAUACUCCAGAGCUUGUGGGAGGACUCGGCGUUUGCUUGUCGACUGAGAAGGCGGCUUUCCUGAAUGGAAAGUAUGUCUCUUCGAACUGGAGUGUGGAAGAUUUGGCGGCUAGGAAGGAGGAAAUUGUUUCUGAUGGAAAGCUCUCGCUUAUCUUGAAAGGAGACUUUGGGGAGAAGCAAUUCGCUUAG